AUGGCCGAAUUGAAAUUUGGCAUCGUUGCAGGUGGUGUUACAGUGUCGCAGCGCGACAAAGAUGCGAAUGUUAUGAGAGGUUCAUCGAUCGAUUUGCUAAGUUUGAAGUGUGACAAGGUCAACGAGGUCAUUCGAGCACCAUCACCCGAUCUGUUCAGUGAUUGUGAUGAUGAUGAAUCCGCCGCCAAUGACGAAAAUAUUACAAAGGGAGACGCAUCAUCAAAGUCACAGUGUGAAGUCGAGAAUGUCGUGCGAGCACCAUCACCAGAUAUGUUCAGUGAGUGUGAUGAUGAGUUCGAUGUGUUGCAGCGCAACAAAGACGAAAAUGUCGCGGGAGCUUCAUCACCCGAUUUGUUUAGGAUUGAUUUUGUCGAUGAUUCCGAUGUUGUUGUUACACAUGAAAGCGAAUUGUUGCCAGACAACAAUGGGAUUGACAAUUUAGAAGCAACAUCAUCAUCGACAUUACCGUUAAAUAACCCAAGUGGAAUUUUCAUUGAUUUGGAUGAUUCGGUUGAAGCAGAACCAGAACCUAUUGUUGCAGGUAACGCAAGCAAUACCGCGGAGAAGAAGAAGAAGAAAAAAAGAAUGCCGCGCACAUUACCUGAAUGGUUGGAACCAAAGCGAAUAACACCAAGUGCCACAGUACCAUCAGCAUUAUCAUCUGCUCAACAUCUACACCGGCCACCAUUACAGCCAAUUGACUCUAACAAAUGGAUGAAACGAAGCACUGUCACAGCCACACUCACCAAGCCACCAUCUAAGCCAACAGCGUUGUCUCGUGAAAAGAAGAGGUCAUCAAAUAUCACAACUUUUGAUAUAAAUCAAUUGGGCCAAUUGGCGAAAACCAAAAUUAUGGUGGCAAGAAUCAAUGAUCACAGCGAACUAAAAGAGCAGCGUGGGUUCCAGUUGUAUCGAAAACUGAAAAUGUUGUACCAGAAAAAAGGAUUCGAUGAAAUGACCAGUGAUGGUUUUUCGUUAGCCAGCAUUGUCUUAGCCUUGGCUUACACCAACAACUGGUGUAAGCCAAUCGUUAGCCAGCUAUCUGUGUGAAAUGAGUACAUUCAAAGUAUAAUAAUUUUUGAUUUGCGUAUUCUGAUUCAAAUCAUACAAAUUUUGAAAAAAAAUUAAUAUAUUCCAAUUAAUUUUCAAUUUAAAA
Sitodiplosis mosellana (orange wheat blossom midge) is the source of this 1156-nucleotide messenger RNA. RefSeq lists its product as uncharacterized. NCBI's taxonomy places the organism in Eukaryota, Metazoa, Arthropoda, Insecta, Diptera, Cecidomyiidae. The record is from RefSeq and is a predicted model, not a curated record. The transcript has 5 exons. The coding region runs from base 1 to 1050 and encodes 349 amino acids.